AUGGUAUCCCCCCCGGCAUUUGGCCGGCGGUCUCCGCAGCCGGUUAGUCGCUUUGGACUGCCGGGUCAGCGCCUACGCACUCCCAAGAGGCAGACGGCCGUCGUCGGCAAUGGCUGUGGCCGGGAGAAGCCAUUCGCCGCUCAGGGCCGUGGUGGCGACUGCUUGCUGGACGGCGACGCUGAGCAAGCUCCACCAGCGGCGGCGCCAACCGCUUGCGGCGCUGGCGCGCACAGCCGGAGGCGCUCGGGGAGCACGGGUUUGCACCAAGAGGCGGAGGAGUACCUCGCAGUUGCGGUGCCAGCGGCCUCCCACCUCACAGGCCAGAACAAGAAGGCGCUGCGGUCCCGGGCCCAGGAGCUCGGGGUACCGGAGUUCCUUGCGCCGGCGCGCGGCAUUGAGGGCCGCGCCGUCCGUUCGGUGGGACUGGUGUGCAGGCAUGGCUUGCCGUGUGAGCGGGCUGACGAGGGUGGCGUCACAACACAAUGCUUCGCCAUGAGGGGUUGCCUGCUGUGGGAUGACGCGUCCCUCUGGGCCAACGGCCUCACGAGCAACCCGGACCCAAGCCCGUUCAACAAUGCCGGCGCGGCGGCCGAGCGCACCGCUGCAUGGGCAUGCCAGCGCAUGGUCCCCGAGGGAGUCGAGGGCAGCGCCACAGCCAGGGGCAAGGCUGCCGGCUCCGCACCUGUGGCGUGCCAAGGGCAAGGGCAGCCGGAGACGGCGGCGGUGCAGCGGCGGGUUGGAGAAAGGUGGGCCAGGGCGGGCAAGCCAAGCAGCCCAGCCGAGGCGCUGGGCGGCUGCUGCGCCUGCUCGGAAUGUGGCGCCAGACGAGGCCUCGCCAAGGAUGAGCUCGUCGACGCAUCGGGCCGCAAGGGCCGGGUCGCGUUGGGCGAUGACCGGCAAGGAAUCGGCCCACCCGGCGUAAUAGGCGGCGUCCGCGACCCGCGAAGCCGAGAAGAGGCCGAGGCCGCCGAGGCGAGCCGGCAGGAAAGCGAGGGCGGCCGAGUGGCGCGCGGUGGCCGGGUCGACGUUGAGCAGACAGCACAGCGUGCGCCAGAUGUACGCAUCGUGGUUGGUUGCGUGUUGUCCCCGACCACAACGUUCAACCGUGCGCAGGAGCCAACGCAUCACCAGCAAUUGCACCAAGUCCCGGUAAAGAGGUGUCGGCAGGCGGGGGUAUGGGGAGGGAGGGGUGGGAAUUUGGCUAAAAGUUUCUGCUUGACCUGGUGGGGGGAGGACCUAGUUCCUUUGGCUAUGACACCUCGGGUGGGUUUGCCCCUGCACUCGGGUACUUAUGGUCAAGCCACAGACGUUGCAGCAGCCCAACCUUUUGACCUGGAACCGCGAUUCGGUGGGACGCCCUGGCAACUCGCCGGAAAGGUGUUGGUCGACAUGAGAGCGAAGACUCCCAAUGGUACCCCACCCCGGACGGUUGCCUCCAGCAUGGCGACAGCACCCAACGACCGGACAGGUGUGAUGAUGCCCCCCAAAAUCUGCCCGCAGCAGUUCGUCCACGGACAUGUCCUCACCAAAGACUGCCCGACCCCAGACAAGAGGCGACAGCGGGUGCGGGGGAAGUGGUUGUUAACCCAGAAGACGAGAACCAAGAGAGCGACCGGGAAAUGGGAUGAGGAAGAGUUGAAAAUCGAGGAGGACGCCAGCAGACAAGUUCCUAGUAGCAAACCCAGCAGCAGAAGCCCUGCCGCCCCGCGACGCUGCAUGUUUUUGCCACCCCGCAACGUCAGCGCCCCGCAGCUGGCACCCCAGUCCUCCUGCCGCGUCCACGGCGACGAUGGUAUGGGCUUUUUGGUGGCUACCAGGGCUACAGAAGAGGCGAUCGGAUGGAGAUUUUGA
This is a messenger RNA of Cladocopium goreaui, 1851 nucleotides long. The record is from the annotation of a GenBank genome assembly. Lineage: Eukaryota; Dinophyceae; Suessiales; Symbiodiniaceae.